This is a messenger RNA of Ilex paraguariensis (yerba mate), 1023 nucleotides long. NCBI's taxonomy places the organism in Eukaryota, Viridiplantae, Streptophyta, Magnoliopsida, Aquifoliales, Aquifoliaceae. The record is from the annotation of a GenBank genome assembly.
CACCAAACUGCAAGCGCUGUCUCCUAAUGUGAACGGGUAAACCCACCACCACUACUACCAGGCCGCCCAGUCAAAGGUUCUCGACACCCAUCACAAUUCGAUACUUUACAUAAUCGAACAACACCAUCGGAUCAGACCGCAUCAACACCAUGACGGAAGAGGACAAUUGCCCUAGGGUAUCAUCGGCUGAAUCCGUAGCCUACACAGAUUCGUCAACCACAAAACAAAGAAAAAAGAGGAAGUGGGACCAGCCUGCAGAAUCAUUGGUUUCUGCGGGAAUAGCAUUACCUGGGAUUGUUCCAUUUGGUCAAUUGGGAUCUCUUGCUGGAAUUUCAAUUCCGGGUGUAUCUCCAAUGUUUGGUGUUUCUCUGAUGAAUCCGCUUACUGCUAGCUGUGAAACUUCACCACAGGUGUUUCCAGUGCCUUUAGUACAGCAACACACAGCUACACCGGUGCAGAAAAUGAAUCCACCAAAGAUCCAGGAUGAGUUGAUAGCACGAGAAAUUGUGAUUAAUGAUGCGGAGUCUACUGUACGCUACAAGCUCACAAAGCGGCAAACACAGGAAGAGAUCCAAAAGUGCACUGGUGCUGUGGUAAUAACUAGGGGCAAAUAUCGACCUCCAAAUGCACCACCCGAUGGUGAAAAGCCACUAUAUCUUCACAUUUCUGCUGGGGCACAUUUGGAAACAACAGCAGAAAGGAUCAUAGCAGUUGAUCGUGCCGCUGCCAUGGUGGAGGAAAUGCUGAAACAGGGUUCUGUAACCAAUGGGGUGAAGGUAACAAUCAGUGACAUGUAUCCAAAGAUUCGGUACCAAUAAGAUUUACAGAACGUAUGUGAUCUUUUAUUUGAGUCAGGUUACUCAGCUACUAAGCACAUGUGUGUUUUUGGGCUUUGACGCGGACCCAUCAUUGGACAUUGCUGCCCGUAUUCGGGGACCAAAUGUGAGCUGCUCUUUUCCCCUCUUCCUUUCUAUGAGUUUCAUUUCCCUUUUUUUUUUUUGUUUUGUGUUUUUUUUUUUUUUU